UCCAUCCAUGUGAUGGUCCAAGGUCCGUCCGUGCGGAGGUUCCCUGCACUGCAGAGCUCAGAGGGCUGUCGUCCUGAUUGAGAGGUGUUCCUCAUGAUCUUCUCCCCUCCUCCUGCCGCUCCACUCGGAGAUGUUCGCUCUUCGAUCGCUUCUUCACAGAAGGACAGGAUGACAUCUGAGCCGCUUCCUCCUCCUGGACCUGGUCCAUCAGCCACGGACUCGUCCUUCGUGGGACCCGACCUCACGACCCUCUGGGGCUCCCAGUUCAGCGGACCCAACCAUUUCAUCCAGAUGCAGAAGACACCGAAACAGGCUGGUAACCAGUGGAGGAGAGAUGACUCCCACUACAUGGACUCCCCUCGACCCUCCUGGUUGUACCCAACACUGAGCCUUGGCGACGAGGACUUCAACAUCCCAUCCAUCACACCCCCCACUCUGGGUGCCAACGUGGAAUCCAGGAGAGUCCAUUCCCCGUGCAAACCCCUCUCACAAAAUGGACUGGAGGCCUUCCCUCUGCAUGGCAUCGAUCUCCCUAGCGUCACCAUCGCCGGAGUGUGUGUGAGCGAAGACGGAGGUCGGCGUUCGGAGUCGCUCUCUACGGUGCCACCAUACCGCGGUGAAAUGAACACUGAAGGCAGGAGACCCAGGAUCCAGUCAGUCACGGUGCAGCCCGAUCAUGUGACCUCAGCGAACCAGCUGAGUGCGAACAGCGUUCGCCGUAGCUCACCGACGUCCCCGGGAAGCAAAUCAAUGACCACGUCCCCGUCCCCGUCCGGUUCUGUCCACGAUGAAGACGCAGAGGACUCAAAGGUGAACAGAGCGGAGAAAAGUCCAGCAGCUGACACGGGCAGGAAAUCCAAGGCCCCCAGGAAGAAGAAGAAGAGGGACCCCAACGAGCCCCAGAAGCCGGUAUCGGCCUACGCUCGCUUCUUCAGGGACACGCAGGCGGUCAUCAAGGGCCAAAAUCCCAGCGCUACCUUUGGGGACGUGUCCAAGCUGGUGGCCUCCAUGUGGGACAGGCUGGACGAGGAGCAGAAGCAGUCCUACAAGAAUAAAACUGAAUUGGCGAAAAAAGAGUACCUCAAACAGCUGGCGGCAUAUAAAGCAAGCGUGGUCUCUCAGAGCCACAGUGAGCCAUCAGAGGUCAAGAUGACUUCCACGGCUGCAGGGCUGAGCCCCAGAACCACAUCUCCUGGCAUCUACCUAGGACAGGCUUACCUGCCGCCGCGUGGACUUGGCCCCCAUUUCUUCACGGCAUCCUCCGUCUCCUCCAAGCCACUGGCCACCACCUCACCUCUGGCGCAGCAUCGGCCGGUUGCUGCGCCGCCGUCACUUGGCAACCAUCAGCCUCCUCUCCACUCCUCGUUCUUGGCAGAGGGGCUCCAGGGCUUGGGGAUGGUGUCACCUCAGGUGGUGAUGCCCUCAGAGGACUUUAUGCUCACGGGUUGCAGCGAUCCCCUGGGCAUGGGACUGGACUGGACCAGCAGCUACUGCAGCAACAGGAACCUGCAGAGAGAGAAAGCUCUUUACCUGCACUGAAAGGGUCCAGCUCCUUCCUGCUCCAGCAGAAACACCGCACUGGUUUGGGGUUGUUUGGGGUUGUUUGGGGUUGUUUGGGCUGACCCGUCGACUGAAGAUUAUAGAGAGAUCGUACAGAGUUACACUGCAUUUUACACAUCACGGAAAACGUAUUUGUGCCUUGUGAUGUGCAGCGGCUGAACCACUACCCCCCAUGGCUGAGUGCCCAUAACUGGUCCACCAAACUGGACUACAGCGCCCCCAGUGGCCCUGAGGAGGAGCUACUACCAACGGACCAAACGCGACCAAACAUGGACAGAUUUUUAUCCCUUUAAAUAUUCUUUAGAUUCUUUUUUAAGUACAGCUUCA
Molecule: messenger RNA, 1887 nt
Organism: Scleropages formosus (Asian bonytongue)
Lineage: Eukaryota; Metazoa; Chordata; Actinopteri; Osteoglossiformes; Osteoglossidae
Product: thymocyte selection-associated high mobility group box protein TOX-like
Exons: 9
Coding region: 94-1539 (481 amino acids)
Biological process (GO): regulation of transcription by RNA polymerase II
Cellular component (GO): nucleus
Molecular function (GO): chromatin DNA binding
Source: RefSeq, a predicted model, not a curated record